Messenger RNA from Trifolium pratense (red clover), 1587 nucleotides. Its product is annotated as protein XAP5 CIRCADIAN TIMEKEEPER-like. Gene Ontology annotation, biological process: chromatin organization. NCBI's taxonomy places the organism in Eukaryota, Viridiplantae, Streptophyta, Magnoliopsida, Fabales, Fabaceae. Gene Ontology annotation, cellular component: nucleus. The coding region runs from base 249 to 1271 and encodes 340 amino acids. The record is from RefSeq and is a predicted model, not a curated record. The transcript has 11 exons.
ACCAGAAUUCAAAAAAAAAAAAAAAGAACAAAUAGAUUCAGAAAAUAAAAGAAAAGAAACACGCGAUUCAUUCAUCUCCUUUCCUUGAAGGUUGAAUCACCAUAUCCACCAUCGCCGUUGCCGUCUCCGUCCGUCCACCGUACCGUACGCCGUCCUUCCACUUCCUCCUCCUUUUCCUUCGUCACUGCCGCCCCUGCCUGACAGCAGGUUGCAUAUUUUUAUCUGAAGAGAAAAAGAGAGAAAGAGAGAUGUCGGGUAUGGGAGAUGGAUAUGUGGGCACUGCCCAAGAUGCAGUCCGGAUCCGACGGCUAGAGAAACAGAGGGAAGCUGAACGUCGGAAAAUCCAAGAGCUGAAAUCCAAGUCUGCCACCUCCAAUGGUCAACCUGGUCUCCUCCAGUUUGGUUCCAGCACUUCUGAGAUUCUUGAAACUGCUUUUAAGAAAGAAACUGUUGGUCUUGUCACCCGUGAACAGUAUGUUGAGAAGAGGGUUAAUAUUCAGAGUAAAAUAGAGGAGGAAGAGAAGGAGAAGCUUCAGAAGCAACUACAAGAGGAGGAGGAGCUUCAACAACAGAAACGGAAGAAGAGGAAGAUCAAGGGAAAUUCUAGACUAUCAUUUUCCGAGGAUAUUAUUGACAAUGACGCUCAGGAAGAGGAGGAGCCACACCAAAGUAAUAAUAUAGAAACAAAUGGAGGAGUACGGUGUGGUAAGCUUGGUAAAGACCCCACCGUUGAAACUAGCUUUCUACCUGACAGUGAGCGAGAGGCAGAGGAGCAAGCUGAACGUGAAAGGUUACGCAGACAGUGGCUCCGUGAGCAGGACCAAAUUCGAAAUGAGCCUCUUCAAAUCACAUACAGUUAUUGGGAUGGAACUGGCCAUAGGCGUGUUGUCCAGGUACGCAAGGGUGACACCAUCGGAGAGUUCCUUCGAGCAAUCCAACAGCAACUUGCUCCUGAAUUCCGCGAGAUUCGAACAACCUCAGUAGAAAAUUUGCUUUAUGUGAAAGAAGACCUUAUCAUUCCUCAUCAACACAGCUUCUAUGAACUAAUUGUGAACAAAGCAAGGGGAAAAAGUGGACCGCUUUUUCAUUUUGAUGUGCAUGAAGAUGUACGAACAAUUGCUGACGCCACUAUAGAAAAGGAUGAGUCUCAUGCUGGAAAAGUUGUAGAAAGGCACUGGUAUGAGAAGAAUAAGCAUAUAUUUCCUGCUUCAAGAUGGGAGAUUUAUGAUCCAACAAAGAAGUGGGAACGUUAUACCAUCCAUGGGGAUUAAACUUUUGCUGCCAAAUAAUUUUACUUGGAUUUGCUGCUGAGUUUUGAUCUGAUCUUCAGCUGAACUGAUUAUGCCUCAAUUUCCACCUUUGAUAAUGUUGGUUUAAUAUAAUAUAAUUAGCAAUUCCAGUGUUUGGAAUGAGUGGUCUUAAAUCUUCAUCGUAGAAACUUAGACAAUUAGUCAGAUUUAUUUUACAUUACAGUGGAAAUCUGACAGACUGGGCAUCUAAAAUAUGCAGACUUUUUGAUAUACUGAAAGGUUUAAGGAGUGCCUGCUGGCAACCUUUUAAAUCUUAAUCUGUUUCUUUUUGGCACUA